This is a messenger RNA of Carassius gibelio (silver crucian carp), 1543 nucleotides long. RefSeq names its product sex hormone-binding globulin. The transcript is spliced from 8 exons. The record is from RefSeq and is a predicted model, not a curated record. Gene Ontology annotation, molecular function: steroid binding. NCBI's taxonomy places the organism in Eukaryota, Metazoa, Chordata, Actinopteri, Cypriniformes, Cyprinidae. The coding region runs from base 106 to 1275 and encodes 389 amino acids.
CUCCUCAGAGAAAGAGAGAGAGAGGUAGUCUGAUGGAAGUAGGCUAAACCAAAGUCCAUUCCCUUUUGUAUCUACUCAUCUUCUAAGCUCUGGAGUUAAAAGAGAAUGAACUAUCUAAAGGAAGUGGUCAUAGUACUGGUAGGCCUGUACCUGAUUCUGCUGUGCAGGAGAGCGUCAGGUGAUCAGAUCCAGAUAUCCAAGAGAGUCAUCAAUCUUGCACACAGACAGUCCAAAUGGACUCCCGUAAUGCAGAUGAGCGCAAAUCUCUCUGACAUCACGAGCAUCAGAUCUUUCUUUGAGUUUCGGACCCUUGAUCCAGAGGGGGCUGUCUUUUAUGGAGACACCAAAGAAGGACGGGACUGGUUUGUGCUUUCACUGCGUGAUGGCAUACCUGAAAUGCAAAUUGGGAAGGCAGACAUCUUAGUGAGCGUAAAGGGAGGUCGCAAACUCAAUGAUGGGGCCUGGCACUUGCUGGAGUUGCGCAAUGAAGGCAAAUUUGUGGUGCUAGAGGUAAACAACAAGGUUGAGCUUGUAGUCGGCCUCCAUUCUAAACUAAUGGAAGACGACCUAUCAGGAACAAUACGUCUCGCUCUUGGUGGCAUGCUGGUGGACAAACGAAAGCUCUUCCAUCUAUUUGAGCCAAAAAUAGAUGCUUGUAUAAGAGAAGGCCAUUGGUUAAAUCUCAACGCUACCUGGGAUACAGACGAAACAUGGGAACCCCGGCCCUGCUUCUCCGAGAUCAAGAAAGGGAGCUAUUUUCCAGGAACUGGAGUGGCUAUGUUUAAUACAUCUGAUCUUCCUGGACUGAAGACAGAAGAGGCCGGUAUUACAGUGGAGGUCUUCGGAUCCUGGACUGGGACAACGCUGAGUCUCCAAAGCACAGGAUUUGAGUAUGUUUUGGGAGAGUUAGAAGGGAAUAAAGAUGUCAAGAAGGAGCAGUUGGGCCUGAAAGAGGAAUCGGAAAGUGUUGUCCUUCCCCGUGAACCUGCAACACUUACUCUCACCAUACUGAAACAUUCACUUGUGGUAAACAGCGUAUCAGAGCUUGAAAAGGAAAGUCUGGACUUUUUCUCCAUGUGGAAAAAGGGGAUGCUACUGACUUUUGGGGGAGUGCCAGGUGACAGCGAGAAGGCAAAAAGCACACAUUACCUUCGUGGGUGUCUGGAGAAAAUCCUUGUCCAAGGCCAGGUCAUUGAUCUUGAUCGGGCAUUGUACAAACACACUGCAGUGUCUUCUCACAGCUGUCCUACAGAAGCAAUGAAUGAACUCACUUAAUAGACUCACUUUAGCAAUCUAAACUCUAUAUAUAUCUGUCAUAGGAAGGCAUAUUUAAAAAUGCUCCAUGUUCAGCUGACCCAAAACCUCAAAAAAGUACUGAUGGGCUGUAAUGUUACAGUGAGCAAUGAAAUACAUCUGAAAUGCAAUGAUACAUCUUUCCAGUACAUUAAUGAUUGUAAAAGGUAACUCUGUUUACAAACACAUCUUAAAGGGAACAUUUUUGAAUGAAAAUCUUUGUCAACAAAAUAAAUCGUGAUCAAUUAAA